AUGUAAAACAGUUAAUAAUAGGUUAACAUGCCAUAAUCAAGAAUGAUUGGUGACCCUGCCUAAUCAUAAUACUUAUAAAAUUCAAUGGCUUAAGAUCCACAAUUUUUGAGUUAUUAAAAUUACAGAAACGAAAUUUAAGAAGAAGGAGAAAUUGUAGCAGAAACAGCCAAAUUAAGAAAAUUAUAUUUCCUUAUGCUACUUUAAUUCUUUAUAGUAAUUGUGUUUAGUUAUGUAAAUAAAUUAUUAUUUAUCAUAGUUACGUUUAGAAUCAUUAGAGGAUUAUUUUCAAAAGAAUUCUUAUUGGAUAAUUAUUCUUUCAAUUGGAUGUUUUUUGUUAUCAUUAGCUGCUUAUUUUACAAAUCCAGAUAACACUGCUGUAAAUGUAGUACUCUAUUUACUAUUUACAACAACUUUAUAUUUCUUUUUUAUUUCAUUAACUGCAAUAACAAAUAUUGAACAAUCCAUGAUGGUUGCUUUCAUGAUUUUUGGAUAAGUAAUAUAUAAAUUUUAUAAUUGUCAAGAUAUUUUCAUAAUUUUUAUCAGUGAUGCAAAGCAGAAUUGAAAUGUAUUAUCAUUAAUAGUCUUUAUAUGUAUUGGCAGGAGGACUUAUCAUAUUUUAAUUGUUCAUCAUUUAUUCUAUAAUUCCAUUCUUUGAAAUGAUUAUCACCUUAGUUUCAGGAGUUGUAUUUGGGUAUAUUUUUUUAAUUUUAUACUAGUUUCUUACUCAUUUAUAGUACUUAAAGUAAUUUAAGUUAAAUUAAAUCUGGUUCUUUAAAUGGAAGUGUUAGAGUUUAUGUUGAUUUACUCAGUGUAUUUUUUUAUUUGAAUUCAUUAAUGGCAGAUUUGUUUAGAAAAGAAAAAUAAAUUGAUAAAUGA
Paramecium primaurelia is the source of this 876-nucleotide messenger RNA. NCBI's taxonomy places the organism in Eukaryota, Ciliophora, Oligohymenophorea, Peniculida, Parameciidae. The record is from the annotation of a GenBank genome assembly.